CGCCAAUCUCCGUGUGAAUCAUCAACAGGAAAAACCACCACAGCUCAGCAGCUCCGAGAGUCAGAAAUUAAGGCUCUAAGCUAGCACUAAAUUCUAAAAUGUUCAACAAUUUGUUCGGCAAAAAGCCCACCGUAAAGGAGCAGCAGCGCGAGAAUGAUCGCUCGCUGCGCAAGGCCACCCGCGACAUUGAACGCGAACGGAGGAAGCUAGAGGAUGAGGAACGCAAGCUGGAGGCUGAAAUCCGACGCAAUGCCGCCGCCGGGAACAACGACGCCUGUCGCAUCCUGGCCAAGCAGCUGGUGGAGAUCCGAAAGCAGAAGUCUCGCACAUACGCAGCCUCCGGAAAGAUCCAGUCCAUCGGCUACCAAAACAAGAACAUGGGCGCCAACAUCGCACUGAGCGAGGCCAUGGGCAGCACGGCCAAGACGAUGGCUGACAUGAAUAAGGUUAUGCGGCCGGAGGCAAUCGGUGAGACAGUGCGACAGUUCCAGGCGGCGAACAUGAAGAUGGAGAUGACCGAUGAGAUGAUCAACGACACUCUGGACGACAUGCUUAACGAGUCGGGAGAUGAGGAGGAGUCCAACGCCGUGGUUAACAAGGUGCUGGAUGAGAUUGGCAUUGAGAUAUCCGGCAAAAUGUCCAGCAUCCCGGCCACAGGCACCGCAGACUUCGAGACGAGCAGCAAGCGCACCGAAAAGGACAUCGCCGACCAGCUGGCCAAGCUGCGCUCCUCCUAGUCGUUAGUCCCACUGAAUUGUCAUUGUAUUUUUUGAUCACUGUGAACACUGCUGUUAUCCAUAGCCCGUAAGGAAAUAUAUUUAUGUACAUCGCUUA
Messenger RNA from Drosophila serrata, 834 nucleotides. It is a transcript of the gene CHMP2B, whose product is annotated as Charged multivesicular body protein 2b. Lineage: Eukaryota; Metazoa; Arthropoda; Insecta; Diptera; Drosophilidae. The record is from RefSeq and is a predicted model, not a curated record. Gene Ontology annotation, biological process: vacuolar transport.